Messenger RNA from Carassius auratus (goldfish), 4462 nucleotides. RefSeq lists its product as uncharacterized. Lineage: Eukaryota; Metazoa; Chordata; Actinopteri; Cypriniformes; Cyprinidae. Bases 2476 to 3417 code for a protein of 313 amino acids. The record is from RefSeq and is a predicted model, not a curated record. The transcript has 2 exons.
UACAUGUAAUACAAACAUUUUCGAGAAAUGAGUAAUUUGUACGCUUACAUAAUUGGUAAGAUAAAAAUACAUUAUGUAGCUGUGAGUUCAACUUUCAUUUCGUGAACAGUAGGGAACAAGUGUAUUAAAUUCAUUCACCAGACCCAAACAUACACAAGUUUCAAAUCCACUGGCUCAGUUAACGUUUAGUAAUGAUAGUAAUAAUACCUAUUUGCCUCUCCACAGAAUUCCCACUGUCAGUUGUUUUUCUCCCCAAUUUAAACAGUCUCCGCACCCUUGGCAUGGACACACUGUUGCACAGCUGGUCGCUGGGCCUUUGCAAGUAUGCAUUUCCCCAGUGAGUCUUCUUGCACAGACAUGCCUGUGCUUUGAAGUGGAACCUCUUUGUCGCUUGGUUUUUGUUAUGUCGUGAAGACCCUCGGAGAUGCCCGGAAGAGUCAAUGCUUUUUACUUUCUUCAGUAAGGGUUGGAACAAAGGCUCUCUCCUUCCACCCCGAAGGUCUAUAUGGCCGCCGUUUCAUCUCACCAUGACCCUGUUGAUUAAGUUGUUGUAAGUUUCUUGGGAAGCAUGAUCUGGUCAUCAGAUUCCUGAGAGGGGCCAGGAGGCUUAAUCCGCCUCGCCCUCAUCAACUUCCUUCUUGGGACAUCGCAAUGGUUCUAUCUGCACUGCAAAGGGCUCUCUUCGAACCCUUUCUCUCAGUAGAACUGAAGUUUUAGCAUUAAAGACUGCGCUCUUGACCGCUUUGGCUUCGGUUAAAAGGGUUGGGGACCUGCUGCAGGCAUAUUCAGUUGACGUAUCGUGUCUGGAAUUCGGGUCGGCCAACUCUCACGUUAUCUUGAGACCACGGCCUGGAUAUGUGCCCAAAGUUCCCACCACUCCUUUUAGAGUUCAUGUGGUGAACUUGCAAGUGCUGCCCCCGGAGGAGGCAGACCCAGCCCUGGUGCUGCUCUGUCCAGUAUGUGCCCUCCGGACCUAUGUAGACAGAACUCAGUACUUCAGGACCUCAAACCAACUCUUUGUUUGUUACAGAGGCCAGCAGAAGGGAAAGGAUGUCUCCAAGCAGAGGUUUUCCCACUGAAUAGUAGGGGUGGCACGGUUCACCCCACACGGUUCGGUAUGCGCUGGGACCGUGGUUCAACUUAAAUCUGACAAAGUAUCUGUAGUAUGGUUUGCUAUAAAUAGCAAGUAAAACAAACUGCUAUUGGUCAGCCCCUGUUUUGUACUAGGUGUCUCCAUGUGUUGCGAUUUCCCCUUUUUGGGCCAUCUCACGUCUAUUUUUCCACAGUAAGUCUCUUGGUAGGAUGUGUCUUUCCCUUGGCAAGCCACUUUAACAUGUCUGUCAUUGAAACAGUCCACCCUGCGGGCUGGGUACCUCAGAGAUUCAUGUGUAUCACCCCCACGCGGUUGGUAUCUGCCCUUGGAAGUCCUCCUACGAGCAGACAGUCUGCUAACAUACGUCCAGCUGGAACAUGCUACCCAGUGUCUUCUGUGUCUGGUAUAGGCCCUCACUCGUGCAGGCCUCACAAAAGGGUGCUAUCACUUUUACAGUUCACUGGAAGACAGGCCCCAUUCGUCAGUCUCUUUCUGACCUAAUGUCGAACAUGACCGACUGAAAGGGAAUGUCUAGGUUACAUAUGUAACCCUCGUUCCCUGAAGGAGGGAAUGGAGACGUUACGUCCCCGUGCCACAUCGUUGUUUCACUGGUCACAUAGCUCAGCUCCUCAGCGAAGACUUGAAUGCAAGUUUCUCGCACUGCAAACCUACCUGUGAUUUUUCGAAUUAUCCUAAAGACACUGAAAACUCAGGUGUGCUUGAUUAGGGUUAGAGCUAAACUCUGCAGGAAAGUGGAUCUUGUGAGCCAGAUUUAAGGAUCACUGGUUUAUAGUUCUAGUGCAGGAGGCGGACGCUUUGGAUUCUAGAGAUCCAAUGAUUGGUUAAAAGACUUGAUGAGUAGAUGAAGUAUGAUGUGACGUGGAAAAAUUUGUUGAGCCAUUUUGGCAGAAGAGAUGAACCGCAACCUUUGAAUUCUUACAUGUUCUUCUAAAUGUAAAUUUUGUCACUGUUUUGGAGCACACUGCCUUAUAGAUAACCUUAACUAACACAUUGAUGCUAACACCCCAAAAAAACUUUAAUUUAGACUUCAUGGAGACUUUAAACAAGGGAAAUUAUAGCAGGUUUCAUCCAUAUGUUAGUUUAAACGUCUGCGUUUCUUAAAAUUGCAUCUUUGGCAACAUUAUUAUAUAAAAAUUAUUUGUAUUCCGAUUCUGACAUCUAAAGGCACAUUUAUCUUAUUCCAUGGAUUUCACCCUUUUCCCUCCACUACCAGUGUUUUUCUGACACCACAAUGCGCGCGCAGCUGCAAGUGACGUAACUGUGACGUGCUUCUUUACUUUGAAUCAGAGGCGAGUGGAAGCUGCUGAUCAUUUUAAUGCAGAGAGUUUAUUGAGCGGAUUAAAACGCCUCUUUCAUAAGAAAUGAACAUGAGUCGAAAUGCACGUGACUGUGAGCGGACGACUUUUAAGCGACAGCAUCUGAGUCUGUCAGACCUAAAAGAAAUGGAGUUACAGCAUGGAUACCUGUAUAAGAACAAUAUCCCUGCUUAUCCUGAAUCUGUGGAGUUCUGUAUUCAGAAAGUGUCUCAUGUCACUGGAGAAAGUGGUCUUAGGGCUAUUUUUCUCGAUUCAGGUUUCAGACAGCCACCGCACCUGGUAGAUAAUGAUCAGCCCCAUUUCCUCUGGUGGAGUUUAGCAGUCACACCUGAUGACAUAUACUCAGCUGAGGAGCGCUUCCUCACGUCUUUAUUCCCUCAUCGAAGUUCUGCCCAAAUUUACAACCAGCCACCCGUCCUUGAGCACUUCACCAGCUCAAAGGCAUUCCAGGAGAAAUCUUCCUAUGGAAACUUUUGCUUCACUUUUUCACUGAAGGAGCUUCUCUGGCACUACAGCAAGCAGUUUUGUGGUGACCAAAGUCCAGUUCUGCGUGUGUAUGAGACUGUGCUUUUCAAACAAGAGAUUCAAUAUACAGUUGUAGUGCAUCCUCGGCAUGUAAACCUUUACGAUGAUUUAAUGCGACUUCCAAGUCAGAGUGAUGGUGUGUGUGGGUACCGUAAGGGGGCCAUGUGGUGGCGAUGUCAAGCCCCCUCUGAUAUCUAUAAUAAAAGGCUUGAAGUGAAGCGCUAUGAUGGAGGAAUUGAUGUGAGACCUCAUCACAAAGAUGAAUACUACGUCUGGGAUCAUGUGUGUGUAGCUUUCCACAUGGAACCGGGGUGGGUGUUGAACGUGGAUCGGAACAGACUGUUAAAAAGGGUGAAUGCAUGUGAAGUGUCUCCUCCAUGUCUUCUGAGACCUCCGGAGACUCCAUUGAGUUUAAACGAGGCUAAACGUAAAUUAGUUGAUAUUAAGGCCGAAUUUGGCUAGACUGAAACUACUGAUAGCACAUACAUCAUGUACAUAGCACAUAUACCAUGGAGACAUCUAUUUGACGUCUGCAUUUACAUCUGCAAGAUAUAUUCUUUUAGAGUGUUUGGUCAUCUGCAAUAUUGGACGUUUCCUAUCAGAUGUCAAGUGGACGUAAAUUAGAUGUCUUUGUGUAUGAUUUAGAAUGUACGUGAAACUGACAUCUGAAAGACGUCUGUCCGUCGUUUGUAGACAGCAGUUCUUUUUCAGAUCAAGAGAUCUUUAACAGACAUCUUGCAGCCGUAAUUGUGCAAUCUGUAGAUAUUACAUUCUCAAGGAAUUGCAAAGAAAUUAAUGAUUCUAUGCAUGCUAGUUACAUAAUUUACACCAGUUGCCUUCAUUAAACACCAUAAAUUCACAGCUGUCAUUAAAAAUACAAAGCCUUACUUACAAAGCAACACAUUUUUCAUUGCUUUUUUCAGUCACUUUGAGGCAUUUAUAGUUUUUUAUAUUUCAUACCCAGUGUAAACCUGGCUAUAACAUAAUCAACAUAUUCUGAGGCUGAUGUUUGAGGGAUUAUUAAUGCGCCUUUGCACUGAUAGACACAAUUAAGUGAAGAAUGAAACCCAACUAAGCAUUCAUGCAGAUAAUGGUUCAAUAAGCUUUUAAAAUAUAAUUAACUUUUCCGUUUUACAUGUAUGUUCACAUUGUAUCUACACCAAACAUAUUUUGUACAAACAAUUUUAAAAGAUGCACUUUUAAUUCUCUCCACCAGAGGUCUAUGUUGUCAGGCUGGUUAUUUUGCAGUCACAUUUUUACUUAAACCUUGCUUAUAUUUUCUUUCCUUAUUAUUGCUUUGAUUUUUAACUGUAAUUGUUUUUCUUUUAAGCAUGUUUUUUAAUGUUUAUUAUGUUUCUUAAAUGAAAGAGUUUAAUCUAAUUUACUUAAAUCUAAUGUCUUUUUGCACUAAGGGUUUUAAAUGAUUAACUUUGACAUUGAUGAGUGAUGUUAAUCACUUAAUGUGAAGUUGGUGUAUUGCUAAACCAAUAAAUAUGACUAUACCACA